This is a messenger RNA of Oppia nitens, 610 nucleotides long. RefSeq lists its product as uncharacterized. Gene Ontology annotation, cellular component: cytoplasmic side of plasma membrane. The transcript is spliced from 4 exons. Gene Ontology annotation, molecular function: lipid carrier activity; enzyme activator activity. The record is from RefSeq and is a predicted model, not a curated record. Gene Ontology annotation, biological process: lipid transport; ganglioside catabolic process. The coding region runs from base 52 to 594 and encodes 180 amino acids. Lineage: Eukaryota; Metazoa; Arthropoda; Arachnida; Sarcoptiformes; Oppiidae.
CAAUUUAUUUAAAAAUAAAACAAAACACGAAAUACAUAAAAUUAAUAAAAAAUGUCAAUUAUAUUGUUAUUAAUUGUUUUAGUUAUUAAUGCAAUAAACUUAAUAAACAGUGAGCUUGUCAUCAGAAAUUGUGGUCCAAGCGAUUCCUAUUCACGUAUGGGUGCAAUUAAAAUUAAUCCCUAUCCCAUUAAGUAUCCAGGAACUGUCGAUAUUGACAUUGAUGUCAAUAUAAUUAAAGAUGUACCCAGUCAAGAUUUAAUAGCUGUACUAUCAUUGGAUAAAUUGACGCCCAAUCGUAUGCAUAUACCUUGUAUGGAUCAAAUUGGUUCAUGUACUUAUGAUUAUUGCGAACAACAAAAAGUAUGGAAAAAAGAUAGCAAUCUAUUCGGUGCAAUGAUGCCAAUUGAUUGUCCAGUAAAUACUAAAAACUAUACAUUUCAUUUUACUGAUCGUACACUACCUAACGUUCCCGAUAUUUUCAAAAAAGUUAUCGAUGGUCAGUCUGAAGUCAAUAUGUCAUAUGUGAACUCAAAGACAGGUCAGGUCUAUGGUUGUGUUUAUGCAAAGUUUGAUGUCAAAGUUUUAGACUUAUAAAAAGCAAACAACAAUU